UACAAGCCCCGACCACCACCCUGCCAGAUGCACGCUCCCACGCAUCGACAAACUACAACACCACGGGGAUGGACCAGCAACAGCACUUCGACUCUUAUUUCUCGCAAGCCAUGACCACGCCGACCAUGAUGGCCUCUGCACCCAUGACACCCCCCACUCACGACCAAGUCCCCACCACCAUCAAGAUGGAGGAUCUCCAGGUCCCCUACGACACACCCUCUCCCGCACCCUCAUCAGCCCACGACAUGUCACCGUCGUCGUCGACACCGGCGCCCACGGGCUCCGAGGGCAAGCCCGUCAAGAAGCGCAAGUCGUGGGGCCAGGUACUCCCCGAGCCCAAGACUAGCCUGCCCCCACGGAAGCGCGCCAAGACUGAAGACGAGAAGGAGCAGCGACGCAUCGAGCGUGUGAAGCGCAACCGCCUCGCUGCCCACAACUCACGUGAGCGCAAGCGCCAAGAGUAUGAGGUCCUCCAGGCCGAAAAGGACCAGAUGGAGGCCGACCUCAAAUCCUACAAGGAGAGGAUGGCCCAGAUGGAGGCUGAGCUCAAGUUCUACCGGUCAAAGUAUCCUGGCGACGCCCCAGACCCCGUCUUCGACCUCUCGUCCACUUCCACUACCGACAACGCCGAGACCAUCUGCCCCGCGCGGACGUCGGCGUCAUUCCCCAGCCCCAUCUCCAUGGACUCGAUGGACUCACCCCGAGACUCAUCCUGCCAGCCCGAGACGCCCGCCUCCACCUUUGAGGCCGCCAUCCCCGAAUUCGACUUCGACACAAUAUCCUGCCGGCGAUUAUUGUGCGACCUGCAGUGUCAGUCGGAUUCGGUUACAACGGCGGGCUCCCCUCGGUUGGCAGCGAUCUUGGCCUAUCUCACUUUAUUCCACCUCACCCUACAGUCGACGAAAAGCCUGUUGUCCUCGACAACCUCUUCGACUUUGACCAAUUUCCAGAAGGCUCUACUUCAAUGGACCAGUCACAGCAACCCGCUUUCGGCAUGGCUGACUCUCAUGUCGAUCUCUUUGGCGGUUCCCUCUUCGGCCACGGCCCCAGCUCCAACCCUUUUGGCUUUCCUGACGGCUUUGAUGCAAAGUUCUCUGACUUGCAGAGUGCCUCUGGCGCAACUUAUGUUAGCGACGAGGCUCUCGCAGCGGAGCUCUAGCGUCGAUGGUGUCGACGAAAGGCCCAUGAAGGGGACGAGCGGGGCUGGGCUUGUUGACGGUGCCGUUAUUCAAUCACGACUGAUGAAGUCUUCUAGGCGAAGACGACAUGUAGGGCGGCGUAGGCAUGUAUCACCACUAAAGUGAGGAUUUGGACGGUUCACGGGGUCAUCACGGGGCUGGGAAAAUAUGGCGAACGGAGUCUGGAGCGAGUGAAUUCACUCUUGUAGAACAUGUUCGUUUCUGAUUUGAUAAUGGACUUGGUAACCACUUGAGGCGGACAAGAUAGAUACACCAAGGGCUGGUGCCUUUCAUGCAGCCCAAAUUCAUCCAGUCCCAUCAGUUCGAACAU
Molecule: messenger RNA, 1509 nt
Organism: Parastagonospora nodorum SN15
Lineage: Eukaryota; Fungi; Ascomycota; Dothideomycetes; Pleosporales; Phaeosphaeriaceae
Exons: 1
Coding region: 69-1304 (411 amino acids)
Biological process (GO): positive regulation of transcription by RNA polymerase II
Molecular function (GO): DNA-binding transcription factor activity, RNA polymerase II-specific
Source: RefSeq, a predicted model, not a curated record